CACAUCUAGACCACUAUAAUCCCUGACAUGUUGGCUCAUAGGCCUUUCGACGAGAACAGAGGUGCCCGAACCCCGGCGCGUGCUCUCCUCAGGUCCCGCGCGCUUCAAGAAAAUACGGGGACUCAUGGUUUACCCAAGACGGUGAAUAACCGCACAGGGAAACAUGCUCAGUCGUUCUUGCCUGCCACCCUUCAGCCGGAACGCCUUUUUAAACAAGGUGCCUCCAAAGCCGGCGGAAGCAAGAGCAAGGCCACCACGCUCGUCACCGUCGACGGACCGGCUCUCCCUCUGGGCGACAAGACACCGUUCCCGAACCGCGCUCGCCCACGUCCCAGCUCGACACGCAAGAGUUUGCGGGGUACGCCCCUGAAGACGAACGCGAAGGAGCAGCUGGCACCGGAUCGGUUCCAGCAGUUCCAGACGCCCGCGACGAACGGCAACCACUGGGAUGUGAGCGAUACGAGUCUGACGCUUGAGAGCGCGUCCGAGCAGGAGGCGGAGGAAGAGAAGGAGGAUUACGACGAGAUCGAGUAUAUGCCGCCUAAGCAGCCCGAUCUUGCGUACGACCCUCCGUUUGAGCUACCCGACUAUAAAGAAGUCGGCAAGGCGAUCAUGGACUUUGCGUCGUAUGAUGGGCUGUUACACGGCUAUACUUGGAAUCCGCACCUAAAGUUUGAGGAUGCCCCGAGCGACUUCUUCGCGGGUCCUUCGCUAUCCCUUCCCGAGCUCGAAGACGACGAUCCUUUCACCAAACACGCAAAGCCACCAGCUGGUAACCUCCCUGUCGAAACCAAGGAGAAACCAAAGCCAACUGGACGCUUAGCACCCACAUCUACGCACCGCGCCGCCGCUGCAUCGUCCUCUAUACCUACCGCCACCCACAUUGCACGACCAGCUAUAUCAACUAUGUCUAAGCGUAUUGUCAGCACUCCUGCUGCAAGACCCGCGGCAAGACCUGUUACCACCGUGACGCGCCCUGCCCCCACUCGCUCUACGGCACUUGGCGAUGGUGGGGCACGGCCCGUCAAGGCUAUUGUAUCGCAACCUCCACGACCUAGGACGGCUACUUCGAUCCGGCCACCAGCUUCGAGCGGCUCUGUACAUGCAACCAGGCCAGUGACGUCGAUGGCGAGGCGUACACCUGCUACCUCUCAUGCUAUGACGUCAAAGACUUUAGGUCGCACUGCUCCGACCACGCGGCCGCCGCCUGCAGCAAAGGCCGAUGAUGUUCUUGACUUUGAUCUUGAUAGUGGUGAUCUUGUUGGAGAAGACUUCCAGUUCGAUGCCUAG
Molecule: messenger RNA, 1290 nt
Organism: Coniophora puteana RWD-64-598 SS2
Lineage: Eukaryota; Fungi; Basidiomycota; Agaricomycetes; Boletales; Coniophoraceae
Exons: 4
Coding region: 28-1290 (420 amino acids)
Source: RefSeq, a predicted model, not a curated record